Messenger RNA from Corylus avellana, 1388 nucleotides. RefSeq names its product SNF1-related protein kinase regulatory subunit beta-2. Gene Ontology annotation, molecular function: protein binding. The record is from RefSeq and is a predicted model, not a curated record. NCBI's taxonomy places the organism in Eukaryota, Viridiplantae, Streptophyta, Magnoliopsida, Fagales, Betulaceae.
AACCCAAGUCCACCACAAAAAGAAUCUCCGAAUUCGUCGGAGAGAAAAUCUACUGUUCACACAAUUCAGUGACUUGGAGAGGUAGAGAGAAGAGACUCAGUCAGUCACUGAGGGAGUGUUUUUGUCACAAACUCAGACAAUCUCCAAGAGCAAUGUUACCUUCUUUUCGAUCAAUCUUCGCUUUGCUUUCUUGUGUUCCUGAGAUUCUUUUGCAGAGACGGUAAUGGGAAACGCUGGUGACAGAAAAGGUCAAGGUGGCCCUUCUGGAGUUAAGAAGCCUGAAGAAAAGUGUGAACAUUAUAUGGAGUUUGGACAGGGUGGGACACUCCUUAACUAUCAUGUCCCAGGGCUCGUGGUUUACUCUCCCUCUCACAACCCCAGGGCCUACCAGUCGCCCUCUAAUCCAGAGGUGCUAGUGAGUUCCAUUCACACACUGCCUCAAAGUAUAAUGGAUAAUAAAGAUAAGUUCUAUGGUAGAUGGAUUUCUGCUGAGAUAACAUGGAACUGUGCUGGCAAUUCAGUAGCUGUAUUGGGAUCGUGGGACAACUGGCAGACAAUUGAGCCCUUGCAGCGUACAGGCGAAAAUUUUACUGUUACAAAGGUGCUUCCAGUAGGAAUCCAUUACUACCGCUUCAUUGUUGAUGGAGUGUUGGUAUGUGCUUCAGACUUGCAAUUGAUCUGUGAUGACUAUGGAAAUCGCUAUAAUAUUUUGAACUUGCAGGAGGAAGUCCUAAAAGCGCCUUCAAAUGGUCCUGCACAUUUGUCUGAGUUUGAAUGUCCUCCUUCCCCACCAUCAAGCUAUGACAAUAGAUUUUUCACUGAUGAAGAUUUUUAUUAUAGAACCAAAGAAGGGAAGUUUCGUGAGUUGCAACCACCACAACUACCACCACAACUAGUAGAAGCAUUUUUGGAUAAGCCAUCAUCCUCAGCUGAUAUUCACCAUUCUCUCUCAAGGCCUGAGUUUUCACAGUUGAAUCAUCUGUACACUCAACAAACGGAUGGUGAUCAGUAUGUGGCCAUCACCUCAACACAGAGGUUUGGCAAUAAAUAUGUUACGGCAAUAUUAUUUAAGCCUUUGCCCGAAACCAAAUAAACACAUCCUCUUUUCUUUUUUCUUUUUUAGAUAUUGAAGUUAGCUUUUAUUUGGCAUCUAUGACUUUGUGUAGGAAAUUACUAUUCUCAUCGAUUUAGUAGGUGGGGAAAAGAGCUAGCCCAGGGUAGAGUAGGAUCUGUUGCAACAUAAUUCACUAGUGCAAUUGCUAUUCAUUUUGAGCAUAAUUAUUUUCCUUUUACUUCUUUCUCAUUUCUAAGCUUCUGUACCCUUGUAGAGAAUUCACAUUUAUUUGGAUAUAAUCGAAUUUGCAAAGGUUUUACUAGUGAGCCGACAA